GGAGGGCAUCCAGCACGGCAGCGUUCCCCACCCUCGCGUCGCAUCCCAAAUUCGUUAAUCCCAUCGCCCUUGCUCGAUCCCUCUCGAGUCUCCUCCCUUCCCCCGUCCCCUUUCCCCUCUCGGAUCCGACCCCCCGCGGUCCGCCCCUCGCCGCCGGCGACCAUGUCCAAGUACGGCACCAUCCCCACCUCCUCCUCCGCCGCCGCGGGGGCGCCCCACCUCGGCGGCGCCUCCCCGCUCGACUUCAUCUCCCGCGCCAAGGCCCGCGGCGCGACGGCGCUGGCCACGCGCCGGCCAUGGCGCGAGCUCGCGGACGUGCACGCCGUCGGGCUGCCCCCGAGCCUCGGCGACGCCUACCUGCGCGUGCGCGCCAACCUCGCCCACUUCGCCAUGAACUACGCCAUCGUCGUCCUCGUCGUCGUCUUCCUCUCCCUCCUCUGGCAGCCCAUCUCCCUCAUCGUCUUCCUCGUCUGCAUGGUCGGCUGGCUCGUCCUCUACUUCCUCCGCGACGAGCCCAUCGUCCUCUUCGGCCGCGUCGUCGGCGACGGCGUGGUCCUCGCCGUGCUCGCUGCUGUCACGCUCAUCCUCCUGCUGCUCACCGGCGCCACCACCAACAUCCUCACGUCGCUGCUCAUCGGCUUCGUGCUCGUCGUGGUGCACGCCGCUCUGCACAAGGCGGAGGACAACGUUGACGAAGAGGUCGGCCGCUGGUACGCGCCGGUGCCAGCGCAGUAGUGUGAGAUCGCUCGCCCUCCAACUCUUGGGCCUGAGUGUGCUCGAUUCUCCUGGUGUCCUCCUUUCGUUCUCAAGUAUUCUAUGAGUGUAAGUUUAGCAUUGGUAUAUGGUCUCGGCCCAGUCAGGAUGAAGAACUUGUAGCUGGUGGUUCGUCUUCCGCAUGACGCUGGUUCAUCCGAAGCUUUUGAUCCAGUGAUGAUGGAAGGUUGUAAACUUUGGUCGUUGCGUGCAGUUCAAAGAUUUUCCCUUGUUUAUUUACAUUUAGCAAAUAUGGGAGAGAACGAAUCUGCACUCUGAAGUGUGAGAACUCAGCUGGCAGGGGCCCUCUCUUUGAGGCUGGUAUACAUUACUUCGUGCUGGUAAUUUCUGAUCUACUCACGUGGUUCCAUCUUGUAUGCACACGGUUUUGUUUGAAAGAGAUUGUCCGUUCCGUGCUGAUUAACUGUGCGGCUACUAUCUGCAACCUGCCGGACAUCUUGGGAAGUCUAUGUAGGAAAUUGUUUUACUCUGUUCAUUUUAUUUACUAUAUCUUCUGAAAUACAGGAUGUGUAUUGUUCA
This is a messenger RNA of Aegilops tauschii subsp. strangulata, 1293 nucleotides long. Its product is annotated as PRA1 family protein F3. Gene Ontology annotation, cellular component: Golgi apparatus; endoplasmic reticulum. Lineage: Eukaryota; Viridiplantae; Streptophyta; Magnoliopsida; Poales; Poaceae. Gene Ontology annotation, biological process: vesicle-mediated transport. The record is from RefSeq and is a predicted model, not a curated record.